AUGGUGACAUUUCAAAGGGUGACAUUAGCAAUAAGUGAUUUUAGAAAUAGUGACAUUAGAAAUGGUGACAUUAGAAAUAGUGACAUUAGAAAGAGUGAUAUUAGAAAUGGUGACAUUAGAAAUGGUGACAUUAGCAAUAGUGAUGCUAGAAAUAGUGACAUUAGAAAUGGUGACAUUAGCAAUAGUGAUGCUAGAAAUAGUGACAUUAGAAAUGGUGACAUUAGCAAUAGUGAUGCUAGAAAUAGUGACAUUAGAAAUGGUGACAUUAGAAAUGGUGACAUUAGAAAUGGUGGCAUUAGCAAUAGUGAUGCUAGAAAUAGUGACAUUAGAAAUGGUGACAUUAGAAAUGGUGACAUUAGAAAUGGUGACAUUAGAAAUGGUGACAUUAGAAAUGGUGACAUUAGCAAUAGUGAUGCUAGAAAUAGUGACAUUAGAAAUGGUGACAUUAGCAAUAGUGAUGCUAGAAAUAGUGACAUUAGAAAUGGUGACAUUAGCAAUAGUGAUGCUAGAAAUAGUGACAUUAGAAAUGGUGACAUUAGCAAUAGUGAUGCUAGAAAUAGUGACAUUAGAAAUGGUGACAUUAGCAAUAGUGAUGCUAGAAAUGGUGACAUUAGCAAUAGUGAUGCUAGAAAUAGUGACAUUAGAAAUGGUGACAUUAGCAAUAGUGAUGCUAGAAAUAGUGACAUUAGAAAUGGUGACAUUAGCAAUAGUGAUGCUAGAAAUAGUGACAUUAGAAAUGGUGACAUUAGCAAUAGUGAUGCUAGAAAUGGUGACAUUAGCAAUUGUGAUGCUAGAAAUAGUGACAUUAGAAAUGGUGACAUUAGCAAUAGUGAUGCUAGAAUUAGUGACAUUAGAAAUGGUGACAUUAGCAAUAGUGAUGCUAGAAAUAGUGACAUUAGAAAUGGUGACAUUAGCAAUAGUGAUGCUAGAAAUAGUGACAUUAGAAAUUGUGACAUUAGCAAUAGUGAUGCUAGAAAUGGUGACAUUAGCAAUUGUGAUGCUAGAAAUAGUGACAUUAGAAAUGGUGACAUUAGCAAUAGUGAUGCUAGAAUUAGUGACAUUAGAAAUGGUGACAUUAGCAAUAGUGAUGCUAGAAAUAGUGACAUUAGAAAUGGUGACAUUAGCAAUAGUGAUGCUAGAAAUAGUGACAUUAGAAAUGGUGACAUUAGCAAUAGUGAUUUUUUAAAAAUGUAUUGCGAAUGUAAAUAG
Biomphalaria glabrata is the source of this 1209-nucleotide messenger RNA. Its product is annotated as RNA-binding protein 6-like. The record is from RefSeq and is a predicted model, not a curated record. NCBI's taxonomy places the organism in Eukaryota, Metazoa, Mollusca, Gastropoda, Planorbidae. The coding region runs from base 1 to 1209 and encodes 402 amino acids. The transcript has a single exon.